AUGUCCAGAGUGGCCGGUGUGGUCUUACAUUCGCCCUUUAUGUCCGGUCUCAGAGUUGUCUGUCCUGGUACCACUCGCCGUUUCUGUUUUGAUCCGUUUACUAACAUUGACAAGGUCGCUCGUAUUCUUUCCCCGACUCUGAUCAUUCACGGAACAGAUGAUGAAAUUAUCGGAAUCCAUCAUGGACAUGAACUGUACUCCCGACUGAAACAUCCAUUGGAACCCGCGUGGAUUGAAGGAGCUGGUCACAACGAUAUUGAACUGUUCGCUGAAUACGCGAUUCGUCUGGAUCGAUUUUUCAACGAAGACUUGGGAGAGGAUCGAUCAACCUGCCCCGGGGCCCAGAGAACCAUAUUUAGCCCAGCUUGUGUCUCACCUGUGGGAACAAUCAGUCCAAAUCAAUCGUUUGUGCGAUCCACUUUUGGCACGAAGCAACGGUUCAGUACGUCUCGAAAAACUCCAAGAAAACCAAACAGAAAUCAGCCAGAUAAUACACGUGGUGCAGAUCUGAGCGCUGCUAGCUACGCGGGGAUCACCGUGGAAGGCUUGUCCGACACGACUAACGGUCAUCCUCAAUCUGAUGGUAAUCGUGAAGUGAGCGCACGAGCCCAAUCUGCAGGUCACGGAGACUAUUCGCGGUCGUCUCAGGAGGCGACUGAUUCCCAUGGGGUGUGGACAACGCGGAGGAAUAUAUCAGGCCCCCAACUCUGUCGCACAUCCACAAUCCAAGAGACUCUGACCUGCAGUGAAACUGAAACAAACAGUAGCAGUUGCAGUCGAAGCAGUAGCAGUGGGACGGGAACUCAGCGCACGACGGUACGUGAGGAUUCCGCAAUCCGACGCCGGAGCAAAUCCUCUAUCAAACGUGAUUCCAUAAGACAACAUCCCACAAUCUCCAGUGAAGCACAAAGCGUACGAACCACAACCACAACAGCUGUGAUCCUUCCAAGUGCAAUGCUGGAUUCUGUCGAUUAG
Molecule: messenger RNA, 975 nt
Organism: Echinostoma caproni
Lineage: Eukaryota; Metazoa; Platyhelminthes; Trematoda; Plagiorchiida; Echinostomatidae
Source: the annotation of a GenBank genome assembly